This is a messenger RNA of Prorocentrum cordatum, 4039 nucleotides long. The record is from the annotation of a GenBank genome assembly. NCBI's taxonomy places the organism in Eukaryota, Dinophyceae, Prorocentrales, Prorocentraceae.
CGCCGGGGAUGCAGCAGUGGGCGUGGGUUCGCUACGACGGCGAGCCAUUAUGGCACCAGCGGCUGAUCUUGGGGCGUCGGGCGAGAGUACCAGCUGAAGUCGUGUCGCCGCUCGUCGUGCUGAUCUGCACCGUGGACACGGACAUCUACGAGGAGGACUACACGUGCGACGGGAGCGACAUCAUUGCCGUGCGCUACGCUGGCACACGGGCGACCUUCCCGCCCGGGAUCCGAGGUGCGAAUUCACACCGCUUCAGGCGGGACUUGACGAUGCAGGAGCAGCAGCAGAUCGACCAGGCCGCCGUGGACUACUGCAGGGCGGCGCUGGCGGCCGAUCAUCAUCGCCUUGGACUGGGUGCGCCGGCGGGGCCCUUCCUCAUCCCACUGACCUUCGGUCAGGGCGGCCCGGCUGCCCUGGCGGAGGCAGGUGAGGUGGCGGCGGCGGAGGCCCCAGGGGCGCAGGCUGCUGCUCUGGUUCCCGCUGGUGGGCUACCUGGUGGUGCCGUCGGAGGAGCUGCAGGAGCCGGAGCAUGUGCUGCUGGCGGAGCUGCCGUUCCUGCGGCGGCGGGCGUGGCCGCGGCCGCCAUGUGGGUGCUGGUCGAGUCGACGACGGCUGGUGCGCGCGGGACUGCCGUGGCCCCGCCCGCCGGGUCGGUGCUGCGAGGGUCCGUCGGCCUCAUGCCGCUGGCCGACGGCUCAUGGGUGACGAUCCGCUCGAUCUCGGGAUCGGCCCAGGAGUACGCUGGGCGAGAGGCCGCGUCGGAUGCUCGCCUGAUGGGGAUCCUGCCGAACCCUGCCGUUCCAGGCGGGAGGCUGCUGCGGCAGUGGCGCGACGCCGUCGCCAGCUUCACCGAGGAGGCGUUCGUGGACUGGCACGUCCCCGGAGCCCUUGAGGAGCUUCGAGUUCUCAGCGACUACGCCGGCGAGAGUGCCACGGUCGCUCCGUUCAGCUUUGAUAACAUCAACAGCCUCUCGCUCCCGGACGAGGGUUUCACGCCGGUGGCGCUGGACACGCUGGGAGGAGGGGCUGGCCGCAAGAUAGUUGAACGGCUUCAUGAUAUGAUGCUGUCCCAGUCCGAGGGUCGGGCUCGGAUCGAGUCCGACGGUCCUCGGAAGCUCUACAUCGACCCGGCGCUCAGGAACCCCAAGCUGUACAUCCAGCUGUUGCGGAUCCUCGAGCGCCGGAACCUCAUCGACUCCUACGCUGACAAGGCGCGCAGCGUGGGUGUGUUCUUCGUUUAUAAGAAGUCGGGGAAGCUGCGGCUCAUCCUGGACGGCAGGCAUGCGUCCCUGCACUUCCGGGCCCCCGACAAGGUGGCCCUCGCGUCUGGCGCGAGCUUCGCUGGCCUUCACGUGGACAGCGGGAAGCCCAUCGCCGUGGCCGAGGUGGACCUGGCCGACGCCUUCUACACGAUGCUGCUGCCGCCGGAGUUCCGACGGUACUUCGCGCUGCCGAGCUGCCGCGCGGGCCUGCUGGGGCUUGACUGCACCUCGGACGGGCGCCCUCUCAGCGGGACGGACCUGGUCUACCCGUGCUUCCGGUGCCCGCCGAUGGGCUGCUCCUUCAGCCUCUGGAUCUGCCAGACGAUGUUGGAGGCGACCGCGCUGCAGGUGCCCCAGCUGACCGUGGCCAACCGCUUCGUGGACAGGCGUCCUGCGCCGGGCGUCACCAGCGACGUGAUCCACACCGAGUACGUGGACAACGCGCUGAGCCUCUCGACCGACCCGUCGGUGGCGUCCGCUGCCGCUGCUGCGGUCGACUCUCGGCUCCGAGCGGCUGGCCUACCAACCCACGGGGUCGAGUGCAGUUUCGGCGCUGCCGCGCUGGGCUGGCAGUUCGACGAGAAGUUCCCGAUCAUCGGGCUGAACCCGGCGCUGCGGUGGAAGCUACGGCUGGCCUGCCUGGAGCUGUGCCGGAAGGGCUUUGCUUCGGGCAAGACGGUCUCGCGUGUGGUCUCACACUUUACAUCGAGGGCGCUGAUCCGGCGCGAGCUUCUGUCCUGUCUCAACUCGCUGUGCGCUUUUUCUGCCCAGUAUGGGGGCCGAACUGCUCGGCUCUGGCCCUCUUGCCUGCGCGAGCUCCGCUGGUGCGCCAGUCUGGUCGUGUUCUGCUUCCGAGACGCGGGUGCCGCGUUUGACAGCAGGCUCACGACGGUCGACGCAUCGUGGUGGGGCGUGGGGGUCACUCAGAAAACAUCGUCGUCAGCUGUUGCGCUGGAGUUAUCGCGGUACAACGAGAGAUGGAGAUUCAGCAAGACUCAGGAGGGUGGCGUCUCACAUCGGUCCCUCGCCCUAAAGGCUCAGAGCUCUGGAGACCCCUUCGUGCCCGAGUCGGUCGCAACCUUCGAGAACCCAGGGGGCUUCCAGGAGGUGAUCACGGACUUGGAGGAGGAUGAGGAGUUCGUCGUGUCAGGCUCCGCGUUCGAGGUGGAGGAGGUGACCCAGGUGGAGAAUGAGGAGUUCCCGGAGAUCCCAGAGGGCGUCUGGGCGGAGGGGUGGUACCCGGUCGUGUCGCACAGAUGGCAUCCAGAGGGCGCCCACUGGCGGGGGCCGGGACAGCGGUCGUUCCUGGAGCAGAAGGCGGUGGGCAACAGGACGACGCUGGACUACCAGGCCCGAUACCACCGUUUCCUGACCUGGGCCGCGGCUGCGAGGCUCCCAGUGUCCACCAUCCCAGAGCUGGAGGAGACGCUCCUGGAAUACUUCAACGAGUUGUACUUCGAGGGCCACGACUCGCCGGACGGGUCGAAGCUGGCGGCUGCCGUGACCCACUUCCGGCUGGACCUGCUGCCGAAGCUGAUCAACAUGCCGCGCGUGCCGCGGGCGCUGAAGGGCUGGAAGUCCAUGGCGCCCCCCCGGGCUCGCCUUCCCCUGCCCUGGCCGGUGGUGGCGUGGAUGGCGGACUGGAUGGUGACGAACGGGUGGGAGGUGGCGGCGACGGCGUCCGUGCUGGCCUUCAUCCUCUACCUGCGCCCCUCCGAGCUGCUGUCCCUGCGCGUGAUCUCGGUCGUGCGGCCGGUGAAGUGCGGGCCCCGGCACCUGGGCAAGUACUCCAUCCUCCUGUUCCCGGCCGAGCUCGAGGCGAGGUCGAAGACAAAGGAUUACGACAUCAGCCUGCUGCUGGACAACCCAGAGUUCGGGUGGAUGGAUCAGGUGCUGGACCGACUGGUGCUGGGCCGACACCCAGAGCAGCCGCUGUUCGCGCUGAGCAUGAAGUCAUGGACCCGAGCGUUCAGCCUCGCGUCCGCCGCCCUGGACCUGGAGACCCUGGGCCCCCCGCACCCUAUGCAGAAUUUGAGCUCGUGGACCCACACCGCCAAGUCGAAGGUGUACCUGGAGAUCUUCAGUGGCUCCGGGAGCUGGUCGCGUGCCAUGCGACGCGGCCAGGCCUCUCGGCUGGCCCCGCGUGUCUUCGAGCUGGACAUGGAGCACGAGCCCGCCCUGGGCGACCUCUCCAGGCGCAGCGUGCAACGUGUUGUUCGGGGUUGGCUUCGUGGGCAGUUGCUCCAGGGUGUCUGGCUGGGUAUGCCCUGCAGUUCCUGGUCCAUGGCGCGGAAUAGGCCUAACGGCCCCCCCGCCUUGCGUGAUGGGAAACAUCUGCUGGGACUCCCUGGCCUCUCGUCAGGCGACUCGCUCAAGGUGAUGCUGGGGAACAGGCUCGCGUGCUUCUCCUUCAGCUUCUUUCUGGAGUGCGCCCUGCGUGGAGUCCCAGCGGCAAUCGAGAAUCCGGCCACCUCGUGGGUAUGGCAGACCAAGUGGGCGGUACAUGCCGCCAAGCAGACCAACGUGAAGGUGAUCGACUUUGACUUCUGUGCUUUCGGCACGCAAUGGAGAAAACGAGCCAGAGUCAUGUAUGUGCACGUGAACCUAGACGCCCUGAGUAGCUGUAAGUGCAGUGGCCGUGGCUGUUGCUCUUUCUCGCAGGCGCCGCACAAAGCCCUUGUGGGCAAGGCGCCGUCGGGCGCCUUCUGGACAAAGAUUGCUGAACCAUACCCGUCCAGAUUGUCCAGUUUGCUUGCAAAGGCGUACCGUGAGUGUAG